CACACCUCAAAAAUCUCCCCAUCUUUUGAAUAUUUCGUCAACUUCUUUAACCAAAAAACAAGGAUCAUUUUGCAUUAUCUAUUCAUCUCUCUCUAUUUCCCAUUUGAUCACUUCCAUCUCCAUUUUUCAUAUUUUGAAGUCCCUUUCUCUCGUUAGACAGAGACACAACAUGGCGAACUCAGCCUCGGGAAUUGCUGUGCACGACGAAUGCAAGCUGACAUUCUUGGAGCUAAAAGCCAGAAGAAACCACAGAUACCUGACCUUCAAGAUUGAUGAUGGCCUCCAACAAGUGGUGGUAGACAAGGUCGGAAGCCAGGGCGAAUCCUACGAGGAUUUCUGCAAGAGCUUGCCUUCUGACGACUGUCGCUAUGCUGUCUUCGACUAUGACUUCACAACAGAUGAAAACUGCCACAAGAGCAAGAUCUUCUUCAUUGCAUGGUCACCAGAUGUUGCAAAGGUGAGGACUAAGAUGUUGUAUGCAAGCUCCAAAGACAGGUUCAAGAGAGAGUUAGAUGGGAUUCAGGUUGAGUUGCAAGCAACUGAUCCUAGUGAGAUGAGCUGGGAUAUCCUCAAGGCCCGGGCUUAUUGAAGACGCGUUGCACCAAGCAUCCUCUGGCUCGCGUCUCAUCAUCACUUCCUUAUAAAAUGUUCGAGUUUUAGGGCGGCUCUUUCGACUACAUCUGAACAGGGCUUAGUUAUUUAGUAGUAUUUUGGAACUAGAGGGAUAAAACCAUCUGUCUGUUUUCUUUUCCAGUUUUGGUUUAUGUUUGUUGUGGUUUUCUUACAAGAGUGUUUAUUAAUGUAUUAGCUGCAUCUUUUCUGUGGCUACCCCCUUUUUAUCUGAUAUAAACAAUGAUUUUCUACA
This is a messenger RNA of Salvia miltiorrhiza (redroot sage), 865 nucleotides long. Its product is annotated as actin-depolymerizing factor 6-like. The record is from RefSeq and is a predicted model, not a curated record. Gene Ontology annotation, cellular component: actin cytoskeleton; cytoplasm. Gene Ontology annotation, molecular function: actin filament binding. The transcript has 3 exons. Gene Ontology annotation, biological process: actin filament depolymerization. Bases 170 to 589 code for a protein of 139 amino acids. NCBI's taxonomy places the organism in Eukaryota, Viridiplantae, Streptophyta, Magnoliopsida, Lamiales, Lamiaceae.